AUGCUCUCUCUUUGUGGUGCAUUGACACGAUUAUUGCUUUAUGAUUUUGUUAUUCCGAGCAUUCCAGAGCUCACAAUUUUCAUGAAGGAACAAGACGAUAGCACGAAUGAAUUAUUUGCAAAAUUGCGAUCAAAGAUGUCAAUAAGAACGCGAGCUCGAAAACCAUUUUCCAUGAAAUUUGAAUGGACACAUACAUUCGGAAGGGAAUAUGAAGAAUCGUUUGAACCAUUAUGUAACAGCCCACAUGACGUCACAAUUUCGUACAACCACUCUUAUAUUUUAAUAAGCCAUCUUGACAAUCAUCGGAUACAAGUUUUUGAUUUACAUUCCAAGCUCUUACUGACAUGGUUUGGUAUGGAAUUUCCAUUGGGAUUGUGCAUUGAGGAGAAUUAUGAUGGUUCCAAUCAUGACGCUGUCAUUUGUGCAAGUGGGAAUUAUGGUCAAAGAAAGAUACGUAAAUUUGACAUGAAAUGGGUCGAUGAGAUGGUGAUGGAUGGUUCAUACACAGUAUCCACAUAUAUUAGUAAUCCUAGUAGUCAACAACCAACACCACAGCCAACAACUCCUUCAAUGUUGCCGGUAGCAACAACUUCAUCUAAUGUCAUGAUUCAAGAAUUGACACCUCACAUUUGGAUGUCCUCUUGUUACUUUAGUGAUCCUCAAGGAAUUGCCAUGAGGGGAAAGCAAAUAUUUGUAUGCGAUGCUGAUGCUGAAUGCAUCAAAAUAUUACAUGCGGAUACUGGAAAUUUAGUGGAAAUGAUUACACUGGAAAAUGGACCAUAUGAUUUAGAUUUCACACCUGAUGGAAAAUAUUUGCUUGUUUGUGAAACUGGAUAUAGUGCGAAUAGAAUUGUCAUGUUGACAUUACAGCAUGAUCAUACUCCUGCAGACGAUAAUUUUUCAAUGAGGAACGUCAAAAGUGUUGACGAAAAAUGGAAAAUGGUAAAAUCAUUCGGUAAGAGAGGAUUAGCAUCUGGAGAGUUUUCUUGGUGUCGUUCCUUAGUGAUUGAUCCAGUAUCGAAACAUGUCAUUGUGAGUGAUUGCCUCAAUAACAAUGUUCAAAUUUUCACAUUUGAAGGAAAAUAUGUGCAAUCGUUCGGAGAUAGAGGUAUUUUUCAAUUCAACCAUCCCUAUGGUAUUUGCUUGAAUCAAGUGAGUAGUGAGCUACUAGUAUGUGAUUUUCGCAAUCAAAGAGUUGCCGUGUUUAAGUGA
Molecule: messenger RNA, 1212 nt
Organism: Naegleria lovaniensis
Lineage: Eukaryota; Heterolobosea; Eutetramitea; Acrasida; Naegleriidae
Exons: 1
Coding region: 1-1212 (403 amino acids)
Biological process (GO): protein polyubiquitination; proteasome-mediated ubiquitin-dependent protein catabolic process
Molecular function (GO): protein binding; ubiquitin protein ligase activity
Source: RefSeq, a predicted model, not a curated record